GAACAACGUACCGAUAUAAUUGAUAGUAUCGAAUAUCGAAUACUCUUUAUGUAUAUGUAUAAAUACAUACGUUACAAUUAUAGUAAGCGAGAUUAUAUCGAGAAAUCGUGUGUUUCAAUAAUCGAGAAUUGUCCGAGAUUUAAAUGCAGAGAACGUAGGAUCUAGCAAUGCUUUAUAAAACGACAUCAUUAUCUUCUGACCGUACUCAUAAUCAGUCGUUAUCGGGCGCGCGAUACCACCACCGCUACUCUUGCUUUUCCUGACACACUUGCCGUCGAACUACGCCGUCCGAUCAUAAUCGCCGAUGAAAAUUAUUUUUCACAGUGAAAUCGCGAUAAGGUCGGUCGGUGCGUUUCCGUUUUUAUUGCUGCUGCUCUCGGUUUUAAUAAUCGCGAGUUUUAACUGUGUGCAUGUACGCGUUUAUCGAUAAAUUUCUACGUUCGCCAUUUUUGUUCUUGUUGAGAAGCAGGUGGCAACGAUCGGGAGGGUGCUUUAAAAAGCGGUGGUGGCGUCGGUGAAGGAGUUAUCCGUCGCUUAUCUGGACCAACGUACGAGAAAGAGGAAAAAAGGAGAGAGAUAGAAGUGGUUGGAAAAAGGUGAAGAAGGAUUAAGGAUAAGGAUAAGGAUAAGGAUAAGGAUAAGGAUAAGGAUAAGGAUAAGGUUAGAAGGAGAGUUCUAUAGAAGGAAUUCAAAAAACGAAAAACAAAAUCAGAACGCAAGAUAAGGGUUUAUAAAGGUUUGAAUCAUCCGAGGAUGAGGCAAGUCGUGGUCUUAGAGCCGGCAGGCAGCGUUUUGGUGAUCAGGCAGACUUCUUUGAGUGGUGGUGGUGGUGGCGGUGGUGGUGGCGGUGGUGGUGGAAGUGGCGGCGGUGGUGGUAUCACAGGAGCUAACAACGCGAAUUUAUCACCGAAUAACAAUGGUCACGAAGGUCAUACUCUUGCCAAUCACGUUGCCGUCUCUUCGAAUGCAUCUAACGACCACAAUCAGAAUCGUAUUGUUGUCGUUCGUUCCUCCUCGACGUGUAUGACAACAUCGGUCGACGACAAUACGUCUCCUAAUGGAAACGGUAAUAUCAAUGUGAAUGCCAACAUCAAUGGCAACUCUACUGGUGGUAUAAAUUGCAAAACAUCGGGAACUGUCGGGCUCGGCAGUGUGUCCAAGUCGGCCGAAAGGAACGAUCACCUUCGGAACGAUCACAAGAAUCAGGAAGGAAUCGUCGUCGGUAGUGGUGGUGGUGUCGUUGGAGGUUCCUCUUCUUCUUCUGCUGCUGCUGUUGUUGCUGCCGCCGCCGCCGCCGCCGCCGCCGCUGCCGUCGGAGAAUCAAACUCUGGAUGUCGUCCAAGAACUAGCAAGGAUGCCGUUCACGAGAGCGUAGCCAUAGAGAGGAAGUUCGAUGGCGCGGAUCCCAUCUCCGAUGGGGAUCCCAUAAAGCUCCCGGAGAAUUUAGAGACUUUGCCGCGGGCCGAGCAUUUUCCCACGCAAAGACACCGAUGGAAUACCAACGAGGAAAUUGCCGCUAUCCUGAUAAGCUUUCAGAGACACGCCGAGUGGCAAAGUCGGGAAGUUAAAGUGCGACCUCGAAGUGGCUCGAUGUUGCUGUAUUCGAGAAAAAAGGUCCGCUAUCGGCGGGAUGGUUAUUGUUGGAAAAAGCGGAAGGAUGGUAAAACUACGCGGGAGGAUCAUAUGAAACUUAAGGUCCAGGGCGUCGAAUGCAUCUAUGGCUGUUACGUGCAUUCGGCGAUUCUACCAACGUUUCAUAGGAGAUGUUAUUGGCUCCUUCAGAAUCCGGACGUCGUCCUCGUCCAUUACCUAAACGUUCCAUAUCCGGACGGUGACGCGAAGUUAGCAGCUCUGCCAACGUGUCUCGCGUUACCACCAGACAAGAAGGAAUGGACGCGAGACGAGCUGGCUUCUCAAUUAAGGCCCAUGUUCCUCGGUGGAGACGAUGAUCCGAAUAAUCCUCAUCUCACGCAGCACUCCACUCAUCCGGUUGAUAUGAUCGUUUCGCAACUGCUGGAUAGACAGAGGGCAUCCUCUACCUCUUCCAGCAGUAGCGCGCAGCUUGCACCUAGGAGGCUAACACCAGAUAAUCAGGUUUCAUCGACGACCGGCGGUCAGCAGCCUUCGACAACAGCUUCGCCGGCACCACGUGUAUAUUCCAGACAUUCCCAUUCGACUCAGAGCCAACAGCCGGCUCCUUUAGUUUUAAGUUUGCAACAAAUUCAAGGUGGAGGUGGUCUUCUGAUACUGAACAGUCAACCAUAUCAUCAUCAACAACAACAACAACAACAGCAACAGCAGCAGCAGCAACAACAACAACAGCAACAACAACAGCAACAACAGCAACAGCAACAACAGCAACAGCAGCAGCAGCAACAACAGCAGCAGCAACAACAACAACAACAGCAGAGUCAGCAAGUUGAAAUGCAACAAGUGACGGAGCAACAAAUCGUUCAGCAAACUAGCGUCGAUAGAGAACAACAAACGCAGCAAGAGAUCGAUGCGCAGGAUAGCAUGGAUCGGUCCACCGUUCAAUCCUUACCUAUCACCAGUUCGGGUUCCGAGGUCACAGAUUUUGCAAAAAUGUUAGACUUGAGUCAGGAAGAUAUUCAGAGGACAUUAUCCGCAAACAUGGUACCGCCCUCGCCGUCACCCUCACCCGCGGACGAUAGUAUGAUAAAUCCGAUGGACUUUAUCGAUUCGUCCGACGACGUGCUGAUCAAUUUGGAUGCCUUCGAUGUGUUUGGAGAUUUACCGGAAUUGCACGAUUUUGAGGCCGAGGAUACGAAACCGGAAAUUAGGGGUGGACCUGAAAACGAUGUUGGAUGUCAGCCUGGGACAACCGUCCAGAUCGCAGAAUACAGUCCCGAGUGGAGUUAUACCGAGGGUGGAGUCAAAGUUUUGGUUGCCGGUCCAUGGACAGGUGGCAACGGUUCGCAAAAUUAUUCGGUACUUUUCGACGCGGAGCCGGUAAAGGCCUGUUUGGUCCAACCUGGUGUAUUACGUUGUCGAUGUCCAGCCCAUGCCCCGGGUAUUGCGUCUCUUCAGGUUGCAUGCGAUGGCUUUGUCGUAUCGGACAGUGUUGCCUUCGAAUAUCGAAGAGCACCUACGACCGAACCGAAUCCAGAAAGAGCGUUGUUGGAUCGAUUGGCGGAUGUCGAAUCUCGAUUACAAGGACCAGGUCCGCCGUCCCCAGCGGCUCACUUGGAAGAACGACUCGUGGCUUAUUGCCAGGACGCUGUCGUUCGCCCGUGGAGAGUCGGUGCCGAAGCUCUUCAAUCAGGUGGUCCGACUCUGUUACAUUUGGCAGCAGGAUUGGGAUAUUCGAGAUUAGCUUGCGCAUUGCUACAUUGGAGGGCUGAAAAUCCGAGUAACGUUUUGGACGCUGAAGUCGAUGCCCUGAGACAAGACAGUGCUGGAUUGACACCGCUCGCUUGGGCCUGUGCCGCUGGUCACGCUGAUACCGCUAAAAUACUUUAUAGAUGGAACGCGAUGGCGUUACGCGUGAGGGAUCGUCAAAACAGAAGCGCCACCGAGCUCGCCGCGGAGAACGGACACACGGCAAUCGCCGAAGAACUGAAUCGGCUCGAAGCCAGAAGGCAAGACGAGAGGCUUUUCUUGCGACCUGCCAGUCCUAGCCCUAGGAGGCCCUCUCAAGACAGCGGUCUCGAUCUGGCGUUGUGUGGCUCCCCGCUCCUGGACAACAUGGAAUUGUUGCAAGAGGAUGAAUCGUCGUUAGGCCUCGGCGAUCAGGGAAUGGAGAGCGCUCCGACCCCUCAAGAGACCGUAGGGGAAGAAGACGCGAGGGUGCUGACGUUGGCCGAACAAAUUAUAGCCGCGCUACCGGAAAGGAUCAAGAGAGCGGAAGGUGAUUCUCCGUCUUCUUCCUCGUCCCCUCCGCCGCCGCCACCACCGUUGUCGCCGUUAGAAGAUGCUUUGAUGGAGCAAAUGCCUCUCGAUUCCGGCGAAUUGUUCGACUCGUACCGUGAGUGCAGCGGAGGCGCGGCCUCCGUCUCGGACGCCGACGCCGAGGCGAGUCCAUCGAGUCCUUCCAGCAGUUGCCUCACACCGGACUCGCCCUCGCCACCCCCGACGACGGCCGACUUUUGCGAAUUUUUGCAAUUGCAGCUGCAACUAGACGGCGGUAACAAUCAGAACGGUGGCGGUCAGUACUAUCCAAGCUGUAACGAGCGGAAAUAUGGCAGUGGAACCGAUGGAAAUGGGAAUACCGAUGGGAACGAGGCUGACUUGAGUAGGUUGACCCUGUCCGACCGAGAGCAGAGAGAACUUUAUCAUGCCGCGAGAAUGAUCCAGAAGGCCUAUCGGAGUUACAAGGGUCGUCAGAGGCAAGAAGAGGCCGAAAGACACGCAGCCGUUCUCAUCCAACAGUAUUAUCGUCGGCACAAGCAGUGCGCUUAUUACAGGCAAGCUACGAAGGCAGCCCUGGUGAUUCAAAGCAAUUAUCGGAACUAUCGCUCACGUCCUGGGUCCGCUUGUUCAAGGCAACAGGCAGUUCAUCAGCAAGCGGCCCAUCAAGCUGCAAGAAAGAUCCAACAAUUUAUGCGGCAGUCAAAAAUCAAACUGCAGAACGCCAGGGCCGCCGCAAACGGGAACGUGAGGCAGCCAGCGGCCAUUUCACGGGCGGUUGCUGUCCCCCAAAGCUCGCACUCAUCUAGCCCAGGGGCCAGCCUACUAGCCGGCAAGCCAGAGGUCAUUUAAACGAUCGUCAAUCCAGCAGCACGAGGAACGCCAACGGCGACACGAUCGGAAAGUAAUUCUCCAGGAGGAAAGUCCUUUGAAUCGAUUGAUUACUUGUUUGAUCGAUCGAUCGAUCGAUCGAUCGAGCGAGCAUCAUACGUUGAAAGAUAUACUUACAUAUUUCUUUCUUAUCACCUCGACGAGCUACGAGAGAACAAAAGAGAGCUUUGAUCUUACAAAAGGGGGAACGUUUUGUGAAUCAAUCAAUUGUUUCUUUAAUUGUCUUUA
This is a messenger RNA of Vespula pensylvanica (western yellowjacket), 4986 nucleotides long. It is a transcript of the gene Camta, whose product is annotated as calmodulin-binding transcription activator 2. Gene Ontology annotation, cellular component: nucleus. The record is from RefSeq and is a predicted model, not a curated record. Lineage: Eukaryota; Metazoa; Arthropoda; Insecta; Hymenoptera; Vespidae. Bases 754 to 4719 code for a protein of 1321 amino acids. The transcript is spliced from 15 exons. Gene Ontology annotation, molecular function: double-stranded DNA binding; protein binding; transcription coregulator activity. Gene Ontology annotation, biological process: regulation of transcription by RNA polymerase II.